AUGCAAAUCUGCGAGGGAGAAACAAAGAACGCUGGGAUAUGCGCUAGACGCAGCAUGGUAGAUUGCUGCUUGGAUUUGCAAAUCACUUUGAUUAGUGCUCCAGAUUUCAGUAUCCAUUUUACCUGCUGGGUAUGUACAACUCUUUUUAGAAGACGACGUGUUAUCAGACAACUCGUACAGCUGCCCUACCGUUCUAUUACAUCUUCUACGCCGAUUGGUCGAUUGGGACUCACUGUCCAGCUGCAUACAUCCAUGGAUGGCUUCAACACAUGUCCCAUGUAA
Molecule: messenger RNA, 282 nt
Organism: Penicillium expansum
Lineage: Eukaryota; Fungi; Ascomycota; Eurotiomycetes; Eurotiales; Aspergillaceae
Exons: 1
Coding region: 1-282 (93 amino acids)
Source: RefSeq, a predicted model, not a curated record